UUUUAACAACACUGACUAGAGGUGACUUUAUCAUUAGAGCCACAUGCCCAUACUUGUUGUGUUGUCACAGGUGCAGUAAUUGGAACAGUUAGCUAGCCACCACCCUUACUGUAUGCUGCAGAUCUCAGAUGACUGUUUGCUAACUGAAUUUGCGUUUGGUGGAAGCAAGCUACGGACAAGUUUAUUUUAAAGCAGAAGAAAAAUAACAAAACCGACUAGUAAAGGGACAGCACUGAAGAGGAGGGUUAAAAUGCAGGGACAGCUUUAGAGGAUACAAACUUAUCUAGCUAUACAUUCCCGUGCUACCAAUAUAUAUAAAGGGAUGAAAGCUUUUUCAGCAUGGAGGAACUCAACAGACUACAGAGCCACACUUCAUUUAAGAGAUCUGGGACCGACUGUAUGGCCUCAAACCUCUCCUCUGUCUGCCCUGAUGACUGUACUUAGGCCUCUUCAUCACUGGUGGUUAAAGAGCAAGAAGAGGAUGACAGGAGAGAGGGAUGAAGACAGUUUCCUGUGGGUGAUCGAGAUUCCUCACACUAUCCAAAGACAUGAAAGUCAGAUUAACUCUCACCGAGGGGGUUUCAAUAAUCAUCUGACAAAUAGGUGUGGUGGAUUGAGGCCAGGGACACAGAUGACCCAGGAGCAGUAUAUUCUCGCAGCGCAGCCCAACCCGCUCCAUCAGCGGGGGGCGUCAGUGUGUGGCGCACAGGUUUACCCAGCAGUGGGAAUCUACGGCUGGAGGAAGAGAUGCUUGUACUUCUUCAUCCUCCUCCUCCUCGUCACCAUGAUUGUCAACCUGGCGCUGACCAUCUGGAUCCUCAAAGUCAUGAACUUCACUCCGGAUGGUAUGGGGAAUCUGCGGGUGACCAAGGAAGGCGUCCGAUUGGAGGGAGUCUCCGAAUUCUUAUUGCCUUUAUACGUCAAAGAGAUCCAGUCUCGCAGGGACAGUCCGUUGAUCCUCCAGUCAGACAGAAAUGUGACGGUCAAUGCUCGAAAUGAUCAGGGACAACUGACUGGUCAGCUAACCGUGGGGUCAGAAAUGGUCGAGGCUCAGUGUCAGAGGUUUGAAGUGAGGAGUGCGGAUGGAGAAAGAGUUCUGUUUUCUGCAGAUGAAGAGGAGAUCAGCAUUGGCACCGAGAAACUCCGAGUCACAGGGAACGAAGGCGUGGUGUUCAGCCAUUCUGUAGAGACUUCACAUGUGAGGGCAGAGCCUUUUCAGGACCUAAAGCUGGAGUCGCCAACUCGGACCCUGACACUGGAGGCCCCCAGAGGGGUGGAGGUCAAUGCUGGAGUGGGAGACUUUACAGCAUCCUGUAGGAAAGACCUUCUCCUGCAGUCCUCAGAAGGAGAGAUCUUUCUAGACGCCAACACCAUCAGGCUGGGUAACAUUCCCCUUGGCAGUGCUGUGGACCCCCUGGAGGGUGCACCAGCAGGCACCACCUACACCAAACAGACUGUGUACGAGCUUUGUGCCUGUGCUAACGGCAAACUCUACCUUUCCCCGGCUGAGAAAGGCUCUACCUGCCAAACCACCAGUAACUUUUGUCUCUGGAGCUGAAAUUGGGAGACAGACAAACACCCAGGACAUAUGGACUACUAGAGUUUGAAGCUAAUGCUAGCCAACAUACUGAAUCAACAUCGAUUAUGGCUCUGUGGAAAGCUAAUGCCAGCUAACAGACCGAAACAACAUGGAUUGUAGCAUGGCACGAAGUUCUUGUCUGUUAACCAAUCGUAUCAUAUGGAUUACAGCCUGGCAGGAAGCUAGUGCUUGCUAACGGACCAAAUCAACAUGGACUGUGGCUUGGUGUGAGGCUAAUGCCAGCUAAAGGACCAACUCAACAUGGACCGCAGCUUGGUAAAGAGCUAUUGCCAGCUCACCAACCAAAUUAAUAUGGAUUGGUCAGUAGCCAAUGCUAGUCAAAAGGAUGAAUGACUUGGAAGCAAAAGCCUGACAAAGGUUAGCUGGUGGGUACGAUGCUAUGGCCGCUCAUGAACAUCGAAGGACAGUCUCACUCUGAGGCUCUCGUUGGCUGUCUUUGCCAUUGUUGAAUUGCUGCCAUGAUGGUUUCUGAAAGUCACAAGGAUUUAAUUUUGGGAUGUCCUGAGAACAGCAAACGCAUUUACAAUAAAAAAGUGGGUUGUGUAUUCACUGUAUGAGCGAGAUAUCCUGGAAGACAUACUUCUGCUUUUGUUAGGAUAAACAGAUACGGUCAUGGACUACAGACUCCCAGCAAGGAGACAGGCAGGAACCCCUGGUUAACCUGUCAGUUGGCUAACAGACAUCAAUGUGCACCCUGGUUUUGCCCUUUGGGUCACUAGCAAGUAAAUCAGACAAUGGUUUAGUCUAAUGGGAAGCUGAGGCUAGCUAACGGACCAAUCUAUACCAGAAAGGCCUUCCCCCUCCUCCCCCUCUAGUCUCUCAACCCAAACGUUGACAUGUGACCCACAUUAAUCUACACCUGAUAGAGAAAAUGCCCUCUGACCCCACUUUUCAUAGGAUGACUAAUGCAAAUAAUUGUGCUAACACCUUGCAUUCACAAUCUUUUUCCCCAUUUAUUUUUUACAACUGCUUUUAUUUUAUUUUAGUUCAGAUCAAAUGUUUUGCAUGUUAUCUCCUGGUAUCUUGUUGUUUUUCAUUUAAACAUCUCUGAAAACCUGUAUCUGUCUGUAAUUUGCAGCUUUAUCUUUUCUUUAUGAUUUAAUUAUUUUGUUCCGUAUGCGCAUCUACGUACACUGGACUGGUAACAACAAGGUUACUCUGCCUAUUCACUCUUUCCACCAGUCUGGUUUCAAAAAACACUGGCCUUUUUUUUUUUCUUAAUCUCUUUUACUAACUAUCACAGCUGAACCAGACGCAGCAUCUCUCACCAUCUGUUCUCACACCUUUUGGUGUCCAUCUUUUCUUCUUUUUUUUUUUCAGGGGUCAUUAUUUCCCAGCAUAUGAUCCUUAUUUUGUCAGAGACAGAAGAAAGUGAGAUAAGAAAAAAGAAGAGAACAGCGAGUUAAGUCUUUCAGAUAAGUGAGGGUUCAGGUGGGUGCUAUAGCAAACACACAGAGCCAAACCUUCAACCAGGCAGAGGCCGCAUUCAGAUGAUGGCCAGACCAAAUGUGGUCUUGUUAUGGAGUAUUAUGUAUGCUUAUCUUGUGUUCCCUGUCGUCACUCUUCUUUGUCACUUUUUUUGUGCAGCCUUUCUUGUGUGACCUUCAUUGAGAGAAGAUUCUGCUCUUUGCUAUCACUCUCCUUAUUCUACCUUCUUUGCUGCAGUACUUUUACUUUCAUUAUAUCUUACUCAGCCUGCUCAGCACUCUCUAUAAUCUAUCUAUAGUUAAAAUUCUAAACAUUUCUUAUUUUGUUAUCUUGUGCUUCAUCACAUACCCAUCACUCACCAAAAGCUGUUGACAUCUUAUUUGUUUUACCUUCACUCUUUAAUCUCCUUUGGCCAUCCUAAAGUCAAAUAUCAGGAAAAAAUGUUCCCUCAGUCUCACACUAUACCCCCUUUCAAAAGUCAUGGAACCUACAUCUGAAAAGUAAAGAGUCCAGAAUAUUAUUUUGGGGGUUGUCUUUUAUGUAUUCAAUCAGUCUCAGAUGGGGGGAUCAGUGUGAAUGGCCUCCACUUGGCUAACCUAGCGCCCAACCUCUGCCAUGGCUGGAAAUAAUAGGAAAACAGCAAAUUUGCGUGGCAGAGAUCCCCCUGGUGGAAAAUGAUGAAUGGAUUUUGGUUAUAUGUGUAUGGACUCAACUGGAUAAAGGCCCUGAGGCGUACUUUCUUUUUUAAAACAAAGUGAUACACAGGUGCCUUUGCUGCUGUUGGUAAAAGCACAUCACAGUCUGAACGUUCACACUACCCUCAGUGGACCAUCUGCAAGUGUCUCUGGAAAAAACUAUGUAUUUAUCAAUCUACCUAUCUAUCUAUUUAGUUUCCUGUCUUUUUCCUCCCCCUCUCUCCUGGUUUUGUAGAACUCUCAGUAUAUCCAGCUGAAAAAAAAAGAACAAUUCAAUCCUGGUUUAAAGUUUAAUUUUUCUGAUGUGUUCCCUAUGGUUUUAUUCUUGAUAAUAAAAAAGCACAAAUUAUGCCAUGUAUAUAACAAUACCUAUCAAAUACAAAAUAAAAUAAUAUUGUUUUUAAAGAUAAUCUUCGGAGUCUUUGUAACUAUCACUUUAAUGUUU
Molecule: messenger RNA, 4168 nt
Organism: Acanthopagrus latus (yellowfin seabream)
Lineage: Eukaryota; Metazoa; Chordata; Actinopteri; Spariformes; Sparidae
Product: zeta-sarcoglycan
Exons: 11
Coding region: 323-1558 (411 amino acids)
Biological process (GO): cardiac muscle tissue development; heart contraction
Cellular component (GO): sarcolemma; sarcoglycan complex
Source: RefSeq, a predicted model, not a curated record